CGCGCAAUAUAAUACAGUUAAAAUAACGCCACGCCACGCCACUUCGGUCGACGAUCACUACCCAUCAUGGCUUCACUGACAAGGCUUGUUGUGGGCAGGGUUGCACCGAGAACGAGGAUGUGCCAAGGCUAUUCCGUAUUUCGGCGUUCGAUAAACUUUUCAUGUCACGUUCAAAGCCGGUUUAUUUCGAGAAGAAAUAAUAACUUUAAUACCGUUGAUAAACACUUGUUUUGUCAGGAAUCAUUUUUUGGUUAUCAAUGUGGAGAUAAUAUGUUAAUUAAGUUAAAUUGUCGUAGACAUUUUUUUAAAAAUACUGUGAAUACAGCGGGACACAACAAGUGGUCUAAAGUCAAACACGUAAAGGGACCGAAAGAUGCAGCCAGGGCUAUGGAAAUCAGUAAAUUACAACCGAAAGUCAAAUACGCUGUUCAAACGGGUGGAUCUGAUGUAACUAAUAAUGCCAUAUUAGCAAGUUUACUAGAAUAUGCCCAUGCAAGAGGAAUACCUAGAUCUUCUAUUGAAUCCAUGAUCAAAUCAGCUGCUGGUUCCAAGGCAGCACCAUCGACAUCAAUCUUGUGUGAAGUGCGAGGACCAGCGGGUUCCUGCCUCUUAGUUGAUGUGUUGUCCGAUAACACUAAUCGUACAAGAACUGAACUGAAAACCUUGUUACGUAAAUUAGGAUGUUCCUUGGCAGAGCAAGGUUCAGCCUUGUAUGCAUUCUCACAUAAAGGGGUUAUCAGAGUACCUCAGUCAUCUAUACUUGUAGAUGAAGUUCUUGAUGUUGCCAUAGAAGCAGGAGCUGAGGAUGUGAUGGAGACUGAAUACGAGAAUGAAGAGCAAGUUUGGAUGUUCAUGUGCGAACCAAAAGAAUUAAGGAGUGUCUGCAAUUCACUAAAGUCGCUUAAUUACAAACCAAUAUCUGUCAGCCUGGAAUACAUUGCAGAAAACACAGUAAUACUCAAAGAUUCUGAAUUAGAGAAUGCAGCUCAUAUCAUAUCACAGCUUUCAGAUCAUCCUGAUGUAGUUAAAGUAUAUGACAAUAUAACCAGCGAAAGUUAACACAUAUUCUACAAUCCCUUUUUUUUUUAUAUCAUAUAUUUACUAAUGUGACAACAUACCAUGACUUACUAUUCUAUAAAUAUUACUCUUAUCAUUCGCAUGUUUUGAGAUUUAUCUUUUGUUGGUUGGUGCAAGUUGAUCAUUAGUUUUGGUCCAUUGUGUAGAAUAAAUAUUAGAGUGUGUUUAUUUUUGGAUUUUAUAAAACCCAUGGUGACAUACAGAUUUUAAAAUAAAGUGAGAUGAAUCUGCAUUCUUGAAAUAUACAAAGUGUAAUUGUACAGCGUCUGUAGUUUCCCCAAUCAAGAAUGAUAUAAAUCUAUUUAAAAUCAGGGUUUGAAAUUUGUGGAUACCCAUUUUAGAAAUCACAAUGUUUAUAUUCCAGGGGCAUUGCUACUUGCCUCGAGAUGCAUGUAGAAAUACUAGUAGACCAGUGAUUUGUAAUAUUUGUUUAUAUUAAAAAAUCAAUGAAAAUUAUUGAAAA
Molecule: messenger RNA, 1540 nt
Organism: Saccoglossus kowalevskii
Lineage: Eukaryota; Metazoa; Hemichordata; Enteropneusta; Harrimaniidae
Cellular component (GO): mitochondrion
Source: RefSeq, a predicted model, not a curated record